UUUGAAUUAUACUUCCUAAUCAAUAAUGGAAGAGCCAUCUUAUGAACGAUCUCAAAGCCACUACGAAAGAGAAUAUAAAGAUGAUACCUCAGAACGGGAAGACCCAGAUUCUCGAGGAGGAACUUUUAAUGGCGCCGAAAUGGAAGAGGAACUCAAACAAAUCAGGCAGAAAAUAGAGAGUAUCGAAGCUCAAGCAGCUGAGCAUUCUACCAACUCUAGAGAGGUGCCCAAUGAAAGGACUUAUAUUAAGAGUUUAAGAGCUUAUGAUAAAAAGAGUGCUUUCCCUCAAACUCCUACUGAAGAUCAAGUUUUAUCACCAACGCCUAAUAGAGCAAGGCUACUAUCUAGCAAUAAGAAUACAAUGUCAGCUAGAACUGAGAACUACAAGGCACCUCAUUUGAAAGCUUUGGAUAAUAAAUUGAAAAGCAUGAUCCAUGAGAAAAAGACAAGGCUGAUGAAUAACGCUCGAUCUCCAUUACAAGAAGUCCAUAGUAACAAAUCCUCUAGGAAAUCUACAAGCAUUCAAGAGGACAGAGCUACAAUGCAAUUGUCUAAUGAGAAUAACUUCUUAAAGAAAUAAGUGAAUGGAAAUGCAGAAAAUUAUCUCUGAGCUGAAUGAGAACACUACUAAAAAUUCUCAUUUAGAGUAUCUUAAGCGAGAGAUAGAAUCAAAGAACAAUACAAUCAAUAAUCUUGAGAGUAAAUUAUUCUCCUCAGCUCUGAAUCAAAGCUCUAUUCCAAACACUCAGAGGCAGGGUGACACGGACAAGUUGAAGGAAGUCAUCGAGGAGGAAGUAAAGUCUCUCUGUGAUACUCUUGCUCAGAAGGUAAAGGACAACAUGCUUCCUCGUGAGAAAUCGUACAUGCACCAUCUCCUUGAGAACCAUGAGAGCAACGAAGGAAGUAUCGAGAGUCUUCUGAUUAAAGAUAAGAUCAACCAACAAGUAAAUUUCUCCAUGAAGUCAAAGGAAGUUCAUAAGCUAUCGCAUAAGAUCCAGAUGAUUUUUAACACCCUGAAGUCUAUCGCUAAUAAUAUGGAAGAGCCCUCCCUCGAGGAGUGUCUGGAGAAAGCCUACCAUGUGGUAAUGACCCACAUUGAUGAUAUCAUCAAAGAUGAUGACGACAGAAUGGAGCGUCUAGUAAUGUUCGUCCAGGAAAAUGAAGACGAAAAGCUUUCAAUCCUUAAGGAAAAGGAAGAACAAGAAGAGUAUUACCGCGAAAUUGAGGACCAGAAUAAAGAACUUGAAGAGCAAUUCAAAGAACUUGAGGAACAGAAUAAGGAACUAGAGGAUUACAAGAAUGAUCUCGAAGAGCAGAGAAAAGACCUUCAGGAAGAAAACGACCAACUUCAGGCUAACAAUAAAGAAAUUGAAGAGGUAAACAAAGAGCUUGACGCCAAGCUUCUUGAAGCUACUGAGGAGCUCAAGAAUUUGUACGAAAAAAAUCCAGAUUUCGAACAACUUGAGGAGGAAAUUGAGGAUCUUACAAAUGUAGUAAACAACAAAGACCAGCAGUGCCAAGAAAUGGCUGAGAUAAUCGAGCAUCUUGAAGGAAUCAUCGAGGAUGAAAAGCAGCAAAAUAGUGACCUAAACCAAAACUACGAAGACCUCAAGCAAGAAAUUAUUGAUAUCAAGGAAGAACUUGAAGAAAAAGAGAAAAUUAUUAACUCUUCAGAGGAGGAGAAGGCCAAACUCAUCAUCGAAAACACCAAUCUUGGAGAAGAGAAAGAUAAGGAAUGAGACAGGCUGUACAAUGAGCUACAGAAGCUAAUCAAAAUCAACGAGAAUCUGGAAAAUGAGUCUGAAAAGAAGGAAAAAGAGUUGGCUAAAAUAGAUGACAUUUUCACCAAACUCUCUGAUAAAGAGUCAAAUUUGGUCCAAACCCGGACAGAGAAGGAAGCCCUAGAGAAGGAGCUGGAUAGACAGAAAUCUGAGUACCAUAACCUACAAUCUAACAUCAGAGAUCUACAGACCAGGAUUGAUACCAUAAUUGAGAACUCUAAGGGAGAAAUUAAGGAGAAAGACCAAAAGAUCGAGCAUCUCAUGAAUGAGAUUAGUAAUUACAAAGAUCAUAUGGCUAAAUCUAUUGACCUUGUGAAGUUAUCCCAUUCGAACGACCUAAAGGAGCUCCAGCAGAAGUACGAGCAUGCUGAAAGUGAGAAGAACCAAUACUAUUACGAGCUGAAGAGCAAGAGCAAGGAGAUCGAGCGGAUCCAGACUGAACUUGAGAACUCAAAAGAGAGCUACAAGAAAGAAAUGGAAGAUAAUUAUGAAAAACUUAACCACCUCAUGCAAGAUGCUGCCAGCAAGAAGGAAGAUACUCUUAAGCAAGGGUUCAAAAUUGUAGAGCUGAUGGACUCCCUCAGAGAGAAAGAGAAAGCGCUCGAUGAUAAACAAGACGCUGUUUCAGAAUCACAGGAGAAGCAGAAAAAGCUCAGUCUUGAGUUAGGAAAUGCCCAAGGAGUCAUCGAGACCUUACAGAAUAGCAUCCAAAAUUCCGAGAAAGAGCUUGAGAAAGAAGUAAAAUUAAGGAAAGAAGAGCAAAGAAGGUUAAUAGAACUUAUUGAAGAGAAAAAUGUUCUAGAAAAGUACCCUGAUGAAGUCAAGUCUCUGAACUCAAAGAUUUGUAGUCUUGAUACUCAUUGCCAGAAAUUGGAGAAGGAGCUUGAAUCUCAUCGAGCGAUGGUAUCUAAUAACAACUCUAAGAUUAAGGAGUACGAGUACCAACUCGAAAGAGUAAACUCGAAGAUCCAAGAAAGGGAUGGUAUCAUCAAGAAGUUGGAGGAUGAGAUAGAGUCUCUUAGGAAUGAUAUCUAUGAGCACAAGAAUACGAUUCUAGAGAAAACGAAUGAUGUAAAAUAUCUGAAUAACCAGAUCAGCAAGCUGAAUAUCAACAAGCAUAGUGAUGCAUGCAUCAACAGCUCUAUUACACAAUCAUUAAACAAGCUGACUGAAGAGAAUUCCAAGAUGAAAAAAGAACUUGAGGAGAAGCAGACUAAAAUAGAGAGUCUCCAGAAAGAGAUUUCAGGACUCAAGACUAACAACUCUAACUGCAGCAUGAUGAGCAAGCAGAUAGAGGAUCUCCAACAACAGCUUGAGUCUAGUAAGCAGGAAGCUGAGACUAUUAUUGACAAGAAUAUGUCCAUCAUUGAGGCUAAAGAGCAUCAAAUCGAGGAUUUGGAGAAACUAGUCAAGAAGUAUAAAAAUCAAGAUCUUACCAAAUCAGAAAUGGAAGAAUACAGAGUAAAAGCUCUUGAAGAACAAGACAACAUCAUCGCUCAGAAGGAAGAAGAAGUAAAGCUCUGCAUCGAAAAACUGCAGUUCUAUACUGAAGUAUUUGAGUCACUCGAAAGUCAGCUUGCUUCUGAGAAGCAGAAGGUGUCCAAGCUAACCAAGAAGGUACAGUUUCAAGAUGAGCGUAUAAAGAACUUGACCUCAUAUCAAUUUAAGAGGGAUUCAGAAGACAUGGAAGACCUGCUAUCCCACUCUAUUCGUAGUGAUUCCCAAAACAGUAGAGAUUAUGACUAAAAAUCUGUAGUUCAAUCAUCAAA
Messenger RNA from Moneuplotes crassus, 3550 nucleotides. Lineage: Eukaryota; Ciliophora; Spirotrichea; Euplotida; Euplotidae. The record is from the annotation of a GenBank genome assembly.